Amyelois transitella is the source of this 3897-nucleotide messenger RNA. RefSeq names its product ubiquilin-1 (gene Ubqn). The transcript is spliced from 11 exons. The record is from RefSeq and is a predicted model, not a curated record. NCBI's taxonomy places the organism in Eukaryota, Metazoa, Arthropoda, Insecta, Lepidoptera, Pyralidae. Gene Ontology annotation, molecular function: polyubiquitin modification-dependent protein binding. Gene Ontology annotation, cellular component: cytosol. Bases 127 to 1692 code for a protein of 521 amino acids. Gene Ontology annotation, biological process: ubiquitin-dependent protein catabolic process.
GGUUGGCAAUUCUUUAAUUAGCCGUCAAGCCGUCAACGCAAGUCUCGUCCGUCAAAUUCUGUAGUGCUUGUUGUACAAAAAUUUUACUUUUCCGCCAAAGUACAGAGUCAUUCUAGAUUUGCCAAAAUGGCAGAGGGCCAGGAAGAACCCAAGAAAAUUACAAUCACAGUUAAAACUCCAAAAGAGAAACAACAAGUGGAAAUCGAAGAGGAUGCCGACAUCAAAAAAUUGAAAGAAGUGCUGUCACCGAAGUUUAGUGCGGAGCCGGAACAGUUAUGUCUGAUCUUCGCCGGGAAGAUCAUGAACGAUGCUGACACUCUGAAGCAGCAUAAUAUCAAAGAUGGGUUGACUGUUCAUUUGGUGAUCAAAACUCCGCCAAGACCAGAGCCGGAGGGCGCGGCCCGACGCCCACCAGCAGACAUAAGCGCUACUCCUUUUGGGCUCAAUUCUCUGGGUGGUCUUGCGGGUCUUGAAAGCCUGGGACUUGGGCAAAGCACAUUCAUGGACUUACAGGCUCGAAUGCAGCAAGAGCUGUUGUCCAAUCCAGACAUGUUGAGACAAGUGCUAGACAACCCGCUGGUACAGCAGAUGAUGAAUGAUCCAGAGAACAUGAGGACUCUCAUCACAUCCAACCCUCAGAUGCAGGACCUAAUGGCUAGGAACCCAGAGAUCAGCCACAUGCUGAACAACCCGGAGCUGCUCCGGCAGACCAUGGAGCUGGCCCGCAACCCCGCCAUGCUGCAGGAACUCAUGCGUUCCCACGACCGAGCACUCUCCAACCUUGAGAGUAUACCUGGAGGCUACAAUGCUCUACAGAGGAUGUACAGAGACAUCCAAGAGCCAAUGUUGAAUGUUGCCAGCAGUAUGGCCGGCAACCCUUUCUCGGGACUGGUGGACAACUCUGAUGGCACAAACCCCCAACAAGGCUCGGAGAACCGGCAACCGCUGCCCAACCCGUGGCAACGCGGCGGCGGGACCGGGACCGGGCCCGGGGCCGGCGCCGGCGCGGGGACCGGCACCGGGCCCGGGCUCAUCAACACGCCGGGGAUGCAGUCGCUGCUGCAACAGAUGUCGGAGAACCCGCGGCUGGUGCAGUCCAUGCUGUCGGCGCCGUACACCAACGAUAUGCUGCAGGCCCUCGCUGCUGAUCCGGAGAUGGCCUCCCAACUCAUUAAUCAGAAUCCAAUGUUCGCGAACAAUCCACAACUGCAGGAUCAGAUCCGCACGAUGAUGCCACAGAUGCUUGCACAACUGCAGAAUCCAGAGAUGCAGCAAAUGAUGUCCAACCCACAGGCCCUGAACGCGCUGUUGCAGAUCCAGCAAGGCAUGGAGCAGCUGCGCGCAGCCGCGCCCUCGCUGGUCAACAACCUGGGGCUGGGCGUGGGCGCGGCGGCCGCCACGCCGCCCGCCAACCCGCCCGCCAACCCGUCCGCCAACCCUGCGCAGGCGCGGCAACAGAACAACUCGGAGCUGUUCACACAGUUCAUGCAAAGGAUGGUGUCGGCCAUGUCCAACAACCAGACGAACUCGUCGCAGCCUCCAGAACAGCGCUACUCGCAACAGCUGGAGCAACUCGCUGCCAUGGGCUUCCUCAACAGGGAGGCUAACCUGCAAGCACUAAUCGCGACCUUCGGCGACGUGAACGCGGCGGUGGAGAGGCUACUGGCGCUCGGACAGUUGUCCAUGAGCUAACAGUGAAGCGCUCAAAACUCGUUCAAACUGGCUACUACUACACUCGACUCUCAUCACCACACUCACAACUGUAUUUUUGUUAUAUCAUUUCCCUAUGUGGUCAAAAGUCCAUGACUGGGCCCAUAACCUUUCUAGUUAGUAGUAACUUUCAUCACUUACCUUAUUUACUUUGGCGUGAGACAAAAUGUUAGGGUUCCAUGUGAUUUGGUCAUCUUGAAAAUAAUGGUAACAAUUUUAUAAAUUAAUGUAUAAAACAUAAAAACUUUAACAAGUUGGUGACAUUUUGUCUCACGCUGUUUGAUGAAAUAAGGUACUUUUGUAACAAUGAUAGCCAAUUGCACCAUUUUGUUCUUAAUUUAGCUAUUUUGAUUGCCUUUUGAGCAAAUCGUUUGGCUUUUCCUACUCAAGGUAUUCUGGUUUUUCUUGUCUAAAUAAUACUAAUUCAAAGGUAUUAUUAGAUUUCUUUAUUUUUCCUUGCCCUGUAAAGAAAGAUUAUAUCACUUGAAUUAAAAUUGAUAAUGCAACUAUUCACUAAUAACAUGAUAAACAAAACUAAACAUAUAAAACACAAAAAAAAGCGCUUUGAAUUGGCUUAUUUCAUGUUUUACCGAAUUUAGUAAUAUACUCAUAAUAGCAAAAUGCAGUUGUGGAUGUCGUAUGUAGGUUCAUUUUCAUCCCUACGGCUAAAUUACUUCUUGGUAACAUACAGUAACUAUUGUAUAUGUAUAAUGUAAGCAGUGUUCCAGACAUUGUAUUGAUUAUUUUUGUGUCUAUAGAAUUAGAACCAAAAGUCUCUAGGGUAAUAUGAAGAUAGUUAUAAAUAUUCAAGACAGCUUACACUACGAAUUUCUUUCACACACCAAGUAUGUGUUGCACGUGUUUUUGAUCCGUGUCUUUAAAACUGAAACCAUUUUCGGUUAACUAGCUAUAAUGUCAAUAUACAUGCAAAUAAUAUAAUGCAAUAUUUGUGUAUAAUCACAGUGUGUGUAAGUAGCCAUGAUAUAAAAAGUCGGUUAAUUCUAAUUUUUUUAACAUCAUUAUUUUCCUUAAAGUAGGAAGGUGUCCUAAACUGCACUAUUAAAUUUCAUUCCUUCUUGUUUUAGGUGUUAUACAAAAUUGUUUUUAAGUAAUCAAUAGUAAUACUUACAUUUAUUUAAACAAAGCGCGGUGUACGCUUGUUCUAUUUACUGCUGUAAAAAAAUAUGGUUAUAUUAAUUUAUCGUUUAAUUUAAUUAGUUCACGCUGCCACCGUUGUGAACCUUUUCCGAUGGCCGCAUUGCGGAAGUGUCUGCGUAGGUUAUGUAAAUAUAUUCACGUCAGAAUAGUUAAAUAUGUUAUUCAAAUGACUGGGGUGAGCCUAUAUAGGUAGUUUCACAAAAUGUGUAGUAUAGUAUAAUUAUUAUACUUAAAAUAUCGGAACAUUUCCAUCCGUUCGUGGAAUAAGUACGUCGAAGAUUGAUUAAUAAAAAUGGGAAAUUAUUUGGCGGAUAGCGGUUGGUAAGGAGGGUUUAUAAAUAUUUUUGUAUUCACGAAACAGUCAUUAUUCUAAUUUGCGGGUUCAGUCAACAAAAAUAUUUUUUGUUUAUGCAUUAGAAUAUAUUUGUAAUAAAGAUCACAUUAAAUGGUGUUUUUUUUUAUAUUUCAUAAGCUGUGGUGGUAAAACUAUUGUAACUUUUUAAAGUUUACAUUUGUAGUGUACGCGAUGCGAUGGUUUUAUAGAUAAUAUGCAAAUUUUAUGUUGUAAAAUAGGAAGGACUUGGUGUUGCUCAGUUGUAUAAGGAAUACAUACACACCCAUAACCGUGUUAUCAACACAUGACAGCAUGUUUUUUUACUGAUUAUUAUUUACUUAUAUCAGAUUGUUUAACAAUUUCCUGUUUAAAUGUCGUGUUUGGAAUUGUUGUUGUGAAAUUCAAGUCUGAAAUGUUUAAAAGAUUGGGUUAUGUAAAAUAAUGUACAGUAACAAUGUUUUGUUUAACUCGCUAAAUCGUUUAACUGAACUCAAACUUUUUACAUUCUACAUUCUGUUUUCAUAUGAAAUAAACUCCCUAAGUUCUAUAAAGAUAUUGAUUUUUUGUUAGCAAAAAGAAACCAUGCAUGUGCUCUGUGAUGUAUUCUAGACUGCUAGAAAUGUCUGAAAUCGUAUGAAUCUGGGUGUAACAUUAUGACAGAAUGCAAUUAUUAUAAAUAAAUAAAAUUCAAUAAA